UUUUUGGUGAAAAUCGUUAUUUAAGGAAAUACUUAAUAUUAUUCCAAUUACCUAAGUAUCAUGAGAGAGAUUGUUCAUAUACAAGCUGGUCAGUGCGGAAAUCAAAUUGGUGCUAAGUUCUGGGAGGUUAUAUCGGACGAGCAUGGCAUCGAUCCAACUGGCACAUACCACGGGGACUCCGACCUUCAGUUGGAGCGCAUAAACGUGUAUUACAACGAAGCAACUGGAGGCAAAUAUGUACCGCGUGCCAUUCUGGUGGAUCUUGAACCUGGAACCAUGGACUCUGUCCGUUCAGGGCCUUUCGGCCAGAUUUUCCGCCCGGACAACUUCGUCUUCGGCCAGUCAGGCGCUGGUAAUAACUGGGCGAAAGGACAUUACACUGAAGGGGCAGAACUUGUGGACUCUGUUCUCGAUGUUGUCAGGAAAGAAGCUGAAGGCUGCGAUUGUCUUCAAGGCUUCCAGUUGACACAUUCUCUCGGAGGCGGCACAGGAGCAGGCUUAGGGACGCUUCUUAUAUCAAAAAUCAGAGAAGAAUACCCUGAUAGGAUUAUGAAUACAUUCAGCGUCGUCCCAUCGCCCAAAGUGUCCGAUACAGUCGUCGAACCAUACAACGCUACACUCUCUGUUCAUCAGCUAGUGGAAAACACUGACGAAUCUUACUGCAUUGACAAUGAAGCUCUGUAUGAUAUUUGCUUCAGAACACUCAAACUGACCACCCCCACGUAUGGAGACCUGAACCAUCUUGUAUCUGCUACGAUGUCUGGCGUUACCACCUGUCUUAGAUUCCCCGGUCAGCUGAACGCUGAUUUGCGGAAGCUUGCUGUGAAUAUGGUUCCAUUCCCUCGUCUACACUUCUUCAUUCCUGGUUUUGCGCCGUUAACUUCUCGCGGCAGUCAGCAGUAUCGCGCUUUAACGGUUCCGGAAUUGACACAGCAGAUGUUUGAUGCCAAGAACAUGAUGGCAGCCUGUGAUCCUCGCCACGGUCGUUACUUGACAGUUGCCGCGGUAUUCCGAGGCCGUAUGUCAAUGAAGGAGGUAGACGAACAAAUGAUGAACAUACAGAAUAAGAAUUCGUCGUACUUCGUUGAAUGGAUACCUAAUAAUGUGAAGACUGCUGUCUGCGACAUCCCUCCGCGCGGUUUGAAGAUGUCUGCAACAUUCAUCGGUAAUUCCACUGCUAUUCAGGAGUUGUUCAAGCGGAUUUCUGAACAGUUUACGGCUAUGUUCAGACGUAAAGCGUUCUUGCACUGGUAUACCGGAGAAGGAAUGGAUGAGAUGGAAUUCACUGAAGCGGAGAGCAACAUGAACGACUUGGUGUCUGAAUACCAACAAUAUCAGGAAGCCACUGCCGAGGAAGAAGGUGAAUUUGACGAAGAAGAGGAAGGUGGUGACGAGGGAGACUAGACUGUUG
Molecule: messenger RNA, 1411 nt
Organism: Bicyclus anynana (squinting bush brown)
Lineage: Eukaryota; Metazoa; Arthropoda; Insecta; Lepidoptera; Nymphalidae
Product: tubulin beta chain
Exons: 2
Coding region: 61-1404 (447 amino acids)
Biological process (GO): mitotic cell cycle; microtubule cytoskeleton organization
Cellular component (GO): microtubule; cytoplasm
Molecular function (GO): GTPase activity; GTP binding; structural constituent of cytoskeleton
Source: RefSeq, a predicted model, not a curated record